Messenger RNA from Amaranthus tricolor (Joseph's coat), 1596 nucleotides. RefSeq lists its product as uncharacterized. Lineage: Eukaryota; Viridiplantae; Streptophyta; Magnoliopsida; Caryophyllales; Amaranthaceae. The transcript is spliced from 4 exons. The record is from RefSeq and is a predicted model, not a curated record. Bases 489 to 1430 code for a protein of 313 amino acids.
UUCCCACUUUCCUUAAAAUGGGAAAGUAUUUCCAAGUUUACCGUCCACGUAGGAUUGCUUUGAGAAAAUUUUUUUUUUUUUUUUUAAUAAAACCGCUACAUGAAAUGGCGGUUUUAUUCAUGCAUCUGAAGUAAAACGCCAUCUGAGAUGGCGGUUUGGUUAAGUGAAUUUUUUUUUUUAAAAAAAAAAAAAAAAUUAAUAUGUGGAGUAAACCGCCACUUGAAGUGGCGGUUUGGUAUCAAUACAAAACAGCAGCUUCCUUCGACAUUUUUCACAAUUCAUUUUGCUCUUCUUGCUUCUUGCCGGUAUAACCCUAAAAAAAAAAAUUUCUUCACUCUCAUUUACUUUAAAUUUACAAUUACUCUCAUUCCACCAAACUAAUCAACUACAUUCCCAUCUUCUCCUUGUGUACUAGUUUAUUUUCAUCCUCAUUUAAGCUACUAGGGGUGAAAUGAACUUUCUAACAAGAUCGACAACGGGACGAGCAGAUGACAUGGCAGCCUUACACAGCGGCUAAGAUGGAAGCUUUACCGCACAUAUGUACAUCGGGCCACGAGAUUUGGAGAUCGCGUUGUCCUCUUAUUUGCUUUGACAUCGUCGAGCUACAUCUACCGGAUCGUGUCAUGCGUCAAUUCGGUUUGGAGCAAGUAAUCCCGCAAGCCUGUGACACCCAACCUCAACUACAUGCGAUCGAUCGGAGGACUGGGGACAAGAACUACCUCGUACGACAUAGAUCGCAUGUAGAUGCGUGGAACGACCGAGCAUCUACAUUGGUUGGAGGAGAUAACUUCACAGGUCAUAGCUCUGCUAUGUACAUGAGUUGGUAUAGGCGCAUCUCGAUAUUACGCCUAACGAACACCGCAUUUGCGCAGCCAGGAUCACAUUACCAUCCGACAUCUACGUUUCUGGCUGAGCGCAUCCGAUCGGUGCUCAUACAAUGUAAUGACACGAUUCAAGGGGCCGCUACAUCGCCAGUUGACGUGGGGUAUCGGCUAUGUUCUCAGACCUUAGGCUCCAUUAACGCGUCGUUGACCGAUGCAUUGAGUCAAGCGGGUUAUGAGUACCUCAUAACGACUCCACCCGUCAUUGGCGAGGUAGACGACGCAUUCCACACUCCUUCUCCAAGGAGUUCAGCCCAUCGAGGUAGCUCUUCCGGAGGAUCCAGUUCUCGGUCCACAAGAGGCCACCAGCGUUCAUCUACUCGAGGUCGGUCUUCCAGAUCGCUAUCGACAUCCGCUACUAUGUCGCCGUUCGUUCCCCCGUCUUCCAUCAACACUCCUCCUCCACAUCCAUCGCCUCCGCAAAGGAUUAUCACAUAUCAGCGUGCUAGUCAACGACGAGCUCCUGCUCUUAAUGUCAUUGCGGAGGUUGACGAGUUCACACCAUCAUCAUCCACCAGUGCGCAAAACAAAAGGGGCCGGGGGUUGUAGUUUAACAAACUUUGUAUAUUCUUAUAUGACUUGAACUUCUUGUAUGAGUUUCCAUAAUUGUAAUAUAUCUUUGUAUUAUUUUCAUAUUUAUUUUUUUUAGAACAAGCCGGUUCGUAAUUGAUUAUUAUGGAAUUGAUGGUAUUGAACUACUUUAAUGCAUGUUGCG